AUGGGCCAAAAUACAGAUUUACCUCCAUCCUACGACGAAGUCAUCAGGGAGGACACACAGGGCCAUUCAAGCGCCGGCCGUUUGUCAAACACGGGAACUGGUGUUUCCGGAGGUCAUACCCCUGCUUUACCUUCUCGACCCGCAAGUUACGCGUCUGCACGCCCGACGCCUGCGGGCCCGUCGCCUAGCGCGCAACCUGCGGCGAUACAGACCGGGCCACGCCUGCCCUGGACGUACCCACCAGGCUUCUAUUGCAGUAAGUGUGGUAAUACGGGCUACAAGAUCAAGAGUGGACGCUCUUGCAAGCGCUGCUGGCGGCGAUUCGCACCUACCAACUCACCGCAAAGCGUGCACGUGAUGUACGAUAAUUAUUACGGAUCGCAAACGUUUGGACCCUUCGCUGCCCGGUUCGACCCACGGCAACGGCAAGGUCUUGUUGGAUCCGUGGCGAGACUCGCCACGGGUGCGCUGCCCGUCGUAGUUCGUCCAGGAGACCCAAGAAUCGGCGGUGUCGUCUGCGGUCAGUGCAGAGGAACCGGCCUCGUACGAUUUUUUCUCGAUGAAGAAUUGUGUCCACUGUGUAAUGGUGUCGGGCGUAUCGUCUAG
Molecule: messenger RNA, 606 nt
Organism: Lachancea mirantina
Lineage: Eukaryota; Fungi; Ascomycota; Saccharomycetes; Saccharomycetales; Saccharomycetaceae
Source: the annotation of a GenBank genome assembly